Molecule: messenger RNA, 408 nt
Organism: Beta vulgaris subsp. vulgaris (sugar beet)
Lineage: Eukaryota; Viridiplantae; Streptophyta; Magnoliopsida; Caryophyllales; Amaranthaceae
Exons: 2
Coding region: 1-408 (135 amino acids)
Source: RefSeq, a predicted model, not a curated record
AUGACUAGGCCUGACAUUUCUUAUGCUGUCCAACAGCUAAGUCAGUUUCUUUCUGAGCCUAGAACACCACACUAUGCUGCUGCUCUUCAUGUUCUGAAAUACCUUAAAGGCACACUCAAUCAUGCCAACAGUGAUGCAGAUUGGGGAUCAUGUGCCUAUAGUGGGAGGUCUCAUACUGGUUUCUGCAUAUUUCUUGGAGACUCUUUAAUAUCUUGGAAGACUAAGAAGCAGAAAGUAGUCUCCAAGAGUUCCACAGAAGCUGAAUAUAGGUCUAUGAGUCAGACCACCAGUGAAGUAGUGUGGAUUGAAGGUUUAUUACAGGAUCUUCACAUACAUGUGCCUACUCCUAUCACCUUAUUUUGUGAUAACAAAUCAGCUCAGUACAUAGCAGAGAAUACUGUCUUCUAA